UCGUCCCGCCGUCGUUCGGGCCUGGCGGGGCCAUGGAGCCCGCCGCUGGGAGCUGGAGCCUUUCUGGUGUGGAGGUGACUACAAGCCAGAAAGUGCAAUGCGAACUGAGUCUGGUCCAGCAUCGUGGAGAAUAUGAGUUGGUUAUCCGUUCCCGAGACAAGGAACCACCCAGCCAAGAGAACAUUCCCAUCAACAGCCGCUUUAAAUAUGUACAAGAGGCUGAAGAAACUCUGCUGAUCGACAUAGCAGCCAAUACCGGCUGCAAAAUCCGGGUGCAAGGCGACUGGACAGCAGAACGUCUUUUUGAAUUCCCAGAUGAGGAGCAAUGCUUGGGGUUCUUUGCUGAGGUGCUGAGAGUUCAGAAAGCCCAGGCAAAAGCUCCUUUCCCUGACCUUGUGGACCAUGCCUCCUGGCACCAAGUGAAAGGCCUCUCUGGGCCUCCCGAGCCUCCUGCUGCAGGGAUUCUGGGAUUCGAGGAUAACUUCAACGCCAUGAGUUUGGAGAAGAAACGAAACUUGCAGAAUCAGCAAAUGAGUGCCCGCCGAGAGCCUCCACCACCACCGCUGCCACCAAGCAGGCCGUGUCUCCGAGAGAGGGAGGCUGUUGUGAGCAAGGACCAGCCCAAAGUCAGCGACACCAUGCGCAAGCUCUUUGUGCCCAACACGCAAUCCGGGCAAAGGGAAGGGCUCAUUAAGCACAUCAUUGCCAAGAGGGAGAAGGAGUAUGUCAACAUCCAGAACUUCAGGUUUUUUGUGGGGACAUGGAACGUGAAUGGGCAGUCUCCGGACAGUGGCUUGGAACCGUGGCUGAACUGUGACCCUGAGCCUCCAGACAUCUAUUGCAUUGGGUUCCAGGAACUGGACCUGAGCACUGAGGCUUUCUUCUACUUUGAGUCGACCAAGGAGCAAGAGUGGCUGACAGCUGUGGAAAAAGCUCUGCAUGUCAAAGCCAAGUAUAAAAAAGUGCAGCUGGUGCGGCUGGUGGGCAUGAUGCUGCUCAUCUUUGCCAGGAAGGACCAGCUCAGCCACAUCCGGGAUGUGAUGGCCGAGACGGUGGGCACGGGGAUCAUGAGCAAGAUGGGUAACAAGGGAGGCGUGGCAGUGAGGUUCGUCUUCCACAACACCAGUUUCUGCAUCGUCAACUCCCACCUCGCCGCCCAUGUGGAAGACUUUGAGCGCCGCAAUCAGGACUACAAGGAUAUCUGUGCUCGGAUGAGUUUCCAGCCCCCAGACCAGAGCCAACCGCAGCUGACAAUCAUGAAACAUGAUGUUGUCAUCUGGCUGGGAGAUUUGAAUUACAGGCUUUGCCUUCCUGAUGCCAACGAGGUGAAAGUCCUGAUCAGCAAAAGUGAUCUUCAGCAGCUGUUGGUGUAUGAUCAGCUAAAUAUUCAGCGCACUCAAAAGAAAGCUUUUGCCGACUUCAUAGAGGGAGAGAUUAAGUUCAUUCCAACGUACAAAUUCGACUCAAAAACAGAUCGCUGGGAUUCCAGCGGGAAGUGCCGUGUGCCGGCCUGGUGUGACCGAAUCCUCUGGCGAGGCGGCAAUGUCAAUCAGCUCCAAUACCGCAGCCACAUGGAGCUUAAAACAAGCGACCACAAGCCCGUCAGCUCCCUCUUCCUCAUUGGGGUAAAGGUCGUGGAUGAACGACGGUACCGGAAGGUGUUUGAAGAUAUUGUUCGGAUGAUGGACAGGAUGGAGAAUGAAUUCCUUCCAUCUCUGGAGCUCAGCGGAAGGGAGUUUUCAUUUGAGAAUGUGAAGUUUCGGCAGCUGCGGAAGGAGAAGUUCCAGAUCACCAACAAUGGACAGGUCACCUGCCACUUCUCCUUCAUCCCCAAGCUGAACGACAUCCAGUACUGUAAGCCGUGGCUUCGGGCUGAGCCCUGUGAGGGUUACUUAGAGCCAAACGAAACAGUGGAUAUAUCCCUUGAUGUGUAUGUCAGCAAGGACUCAGUGACCCUUCUGAACUCAGGAGAGGACAAAAUUGAGGAGAUCCUUGUCCUUCACCUCGACCGAGGCAAGGAUUAUUUCCUCACCAUCAGUGGGAGUUACCUGCCUAGCUGCUUCGGGACCUCCUUGGAAGCCUUGUGCCGGAUGAAGCGGCCCAUCCGCGAAAUCCCUGUCACCAAGCUCAUUGACCUGGGAGAAGACAGCUUCCUCGAAAAGGAGAAGUCCCUUCUGGAGAUGGUGCCCCAGGACAGCGAGGACUCCAGUGAUCGACCUUUGCAUGUACCGAAGGAGAUCUGGAUCUUGGUGGACCACCUCUUCAAAAAUGCUUGCCAUCAGGAGGACCUCUUCCAGACCCCAGGCAUGCAGGAUGAACUGCAAGACAUCAUUGAGUGCCUGGACACAACCAUUCCUGAGUCGAUCCCUGGCAGUAACCACUCCGUAGCCGAAGCCCUGCUGAUCUUCCUGGAGGCACUACCGGAACCAGUCAUUUGCUACGAGCUGUAUCAGCGCUGCCUUGACUGCUCCCAAGAGAGUCGUCUCUGCCGGCAGGUGAUCAGCCAGCUGCCCCGGUCCCACCGGAAUGUGUUCCGCUACCUGAUGGCAUUCUUGCGGGAGCUGCUGAAAUAUUCUGAGGAUAACAAUGUCAGUGCCAACAUGCUAGCCACACUGUUUGCCAGUCUCCUCCUACGGCCCCCGCCCAACCUCUUGGCAAAGCAGACCCUGCAGGAGCGCCAGCGGGCUAUUAACUUCCUCCUUGUCUUCCUGCUGGGAGUGGAUGACAACUAAAGGUGCCAAAGCCGUGGGCUCCAUGCCAGUCAGGUGGCAGCUUGGAGCAGGGAGGGGGAGGAAAGAAGCAGCCGGGCCUGUGCCUGCGGAGAGGAGGCGGCUUCCCAGUCUUCCUGCGAGGGAGGGAGUCCCUCCUGCUGUAUCCCAGCCCCGCUCCCUGUGCUUCAUCUCUCUUUCGCCGGCUUUUCCCCUGACCCGAAGGCAGCUGCCAAUUCAGUUUUCCCUUGAGCCGCAAAUCUGUGGCAGUCUGUGGGUGUUUGGAGGAGGCGUUCCGUUCACUGGGCACGAAGCCAGGAGGACGGCCUCCUUGUUGCAGCCAGCGGGGUUUGCUGGCAGCUCCCCCCCCCCCACAUCCCACUGCAGAAGCGCCGCAUUUCCACACACCCCGCAGCCCCGGCCCCAUCCCAGCAGAAUAUUUGUUUGAUGCUCUUGCUAGAUACGAGGCCUAGGAAGGGGCCUGUCUCAGCCUGGGACUGCAGGCAAAGAGACUUUCUUCCUGUGCCCUGGGAACGUGGUGCUGGCCGAGGAGAAGCAGGGCAGCAGCUGUGACGUGACACACCAACUUCCUCGCCUGCUCUGUACAGUUUCAGCUCUCUGUCCUUUUCCUGCCCCCGUAGAGUGUGUGGCACAUAUUCCUUGCCCUGCUGAUCUUCCUUAAGAGGCUCUAGUUCUUUAUGAAACACUAAACACUGCCCAAGGGGGAGGGAGGAGGGGCAAGCGGGAGGAGGAGAGGAGCGAUAGGCCUCAAGCUGGGGCCACGGAUGGGGCUGGCUUGGGCUUCUCUCCCCCUUUCACAGUCCUGCACUUUGUUUUUCUGGUUGUCUGUCCUGGGUUGCUGUACCUACUGGUACGUACUCUUUCUCUCUCUCUCUCUCUCUCUUUUUUUAAAAAAAGAAAUGUAUAAUUUAUUGGGAAACCUGUUUCAGAAUAAAUCUUCAUUGUGCA
Molecule: messenger RNA, 3677 nt
Organism: Heteronotia binoei (common prickly gecko)
Lineage: Eukaryota; Metazoa; Chordata; Lepidosauria; Squamata; Gekkonidae
Gene: OCRL
Product: OCRL inositol polyphosphate-5-phosphatase
Exons: 24
Coding region: 33-2732 (899 amino acids)
Biological process (GO): signal transduction; phosphatidylinositol dephosphorylation
Cellular component (GO): cytoplasm; membrane
Molecular function (GO): phosphatidylinositol-4,5-bisphosphate 5-phosphatase activity; inositol phosphate phosphatase activity
Source: RefSeq, a predicted model, not a curated record